AUGGAGAUUUCUGAACCAUGGGAUGGAAACCACGGUACACUCUCUGUUUAUGUCAGCAAAGCUAAAGAUCUACCUAAUCUUAUAAAGCUAGACAAGCAGAAUGUGAUGCUAAGAUUGAGGGUUGCGCAUAUGACAAGAGAAAGUGAUACCUUAUUUCGUGCUGGGCAAAAUCCUGUAUUCAAUUAUCUUGAGAAGUUUGAAAUGACACCAGCCGUCCAGCCGUUAAUGUAUGUUGAAGUUUAUUGCGAUAGAAAGAAAAAAGCACCUUUACAAAUAGGGAGGUGUGAAAUAGACUUAUUAAACGGUAUAAGAGCUGAUCCUAAAGAAGGGUACUGUAAAUGGUAUGAAUUAAAAAGGGAGCAGAACGAAUUUGCUGGGAUUAUAUUUAUUGAGUUAAGCUUCAAACCUACUGUGGAUAUCGCACGCAAGGAAAGAGUGGAUGAGAAGGCUAUGAGAUUAGAUGCCUCAAUGGUAAGUCGACCAAUGCCGCCAUUACCAACUGAAUUUGACACCAGUUUGUCUCCAAAUCAUCCAAUGAGUCACAGUCAUAAUAGUUUGCAAUCCGCUGGCAAUCUAAAUUAUUCUCCUAAUUCGUUACCAAAUGUGUCGAAUACACAACCAUAUAUGCAUGGGUCAGAAAUGAGACAGAUGACUCCAUUGAUUGAACGAUUAAAUAUAAAUGAGAAUUUGGAAGAAGGAGAUGACAUUAUGCCAUUCUCGCCCGACCGAUCUAACGAUAGCAGUGAGUACCGUAAUAAUUUUAUGUCCUCCAUGGGUAGUAGCAACACCACAACCUCUACAGAAACCAAAGCAACAGUAGUAUCUACAACAUCUGAAACCAAGUUUCACUUUGCUAAUCUCAGAAAAUUGAAAGAAAAAAUAAAUAUCUUUAAGAAUCCAAGUUUUCCGAAUACAGAUGUAGAGGAUAAUAGUGUGGAUAUUGAAGCUUUACAGAAGGCUAUUGGUGUAUCCUCCCCUGAUGAGAAAAGCAAACCAUCGGGGGAACUUCAAAACAUAAUAAAUCAUAAUCGAAAAGAAUCAAAGGUACAAGGGCAACAUAGAUAUCCUUCUGAAGCCCAUAGAGGUAAUUCGUACGACACAGAAAGGAAUAAUAAUGUGAUGGACAAUCGAUCAAGGAGAGAAGAGCCAAAACAUAAUCGUAAAACUUCAAACCAACCAUUGCUUCCUCCUCUUCCGUCUACAAAAGAAUUAAAGAAUAGCAGAAACAACAGUCCUUAUAAACAUAUUCAUAAUGAUACUCACGGAAAUAGAUAUGGAUCACCAGACGCCAAAUCUCCAAUAUUGCCUCCACUUCCAACCUCGCCAAGAUCGAGAGGUAGCUCAAUAUCACCAACAAGGAGAAGACCUCCCCCAAGUUAUUAG
Molecule: messenger RNA, 1383 nt
Organism: Maudiozyma barnettii
Lineage: Eukaryota; Fungi; Ascomycota; Saccharomycetes; Saccharomycetales; Saccharomycetaceae
Gene: INN1
Product: Inn1p
Exons: 1
Coding region: 1-1383 (460 amino acids)
Source: RefSeq, a predicted model, not a curated record